This is a messenger RNA of Priapulus caudatus, 985 nucleotides long. RefSeq lists its product as uncharacterized. The transcript has 5 exons. The record is from RefSeq and is a predicted model, not a curated record. Bases 1 to 603 code for a protein of 200 amino acids. Lineage: Eukaryota; Metazoa; Priapulida; Priapulimorpha; Priapulimorphida; Priapulidae.
AUGAAUAUUCCCAAGGUAAAGUUCCAUCCACCCGAAUUGAUGUCAAUAUGGAAAAGUGCUGAUGAUAAUUCAGCAAAUGAUACGGUUAAUAGCGGAAAUGUCCGACUUUACAGUGUGCUUGCUGAAAAGCUUGGACUUGAUGCAUGUAGCGUUGAUAUGCAACAGAUGUGCUUGUUGGACAUUUAUGGAAACAUUGUCCUAUGGGCCCAAAAGAGAGAGCUCAGUGUCCAAGCUUCAACCACAUGCCUGAACCUAGUGAAUAAUGCACUAGUGUGCAUCGCAGGUGAAGACGCAAAUAUGGAGAGCUCAUUGGAUACAUUUGUUCAUCAAGUGGGCGAAUGUUUUCAGGCAGAGGGAAUGACAGAUCUCAGCAAAGUGGAGCAAUUGUCUAUUCGCAACUAUUUUAUAAGCAAUAUGUGGCAACAUUUCCACCUGUACAAGUACUUAUUGAUUGGGCAAAGAGCAGAGGAAGUUAUACAACUCUCGUUGUGUUUGGAUGUUCCCGUGGACGAAGCGACUGUUCCACCACUGCUUAAUGAAGCCCUUCACGAACAAAUAUACAAUGACUUUGUUGCUCCGCAUGUGGCGCCAUCUGUUGACUGAGUUAGUACACAAAGCUAGUAUAUUUCUGUAAGCAGGACGGCAACCUGGUAUUUCGUGAGUAAGUAAGUAAGUAAGCCUAGGCCUAGAACCUAGCAAGUAGAUGUUCUCUAUUGCCUGUGUGUCGGCUCGUAGAAAACAUGUAGCCGGAAAUAAUGUUCCUUGCCUUGCCGUACCUUGCCCUAUAACUAUUGAUGUAUAUAAAUGUGGAAAUGAAAAGUGUGUAGGUUGAUCAGUGUAAACUUGCCGUUGCCAUAAGUUGUCUAGUGAAAUUUUCCCUAUUGUUUAGUUUAAAACAUUGCACGUGUGAUACAUCUUUAAAAUGAACUGAAGUGUAGGUAUAAUUCAUAGUUCAAAUAUAUUAUAGGCACGUCUAUCAAGGCAA